AUUUUCCUUGCAGGCUUCCUGAUGGGAUUCUGGGUCGUCCUUCGGUAGGAAACAUAGUUAUGUUUGUACUGUGGUGCAGUUAUGGAUGUAGUAAACUGUUUGGAUGUGCUUGGGAAAAGAGAGACUAUUAUUGCAUAAAAUAACACUGCAUCAGCUGAUCGUGAAGCCAGAAGAGGAAAAACCAUAGUUUCUGAUUCACCAUUUGUCACCUGACUCAAACAAGCUCUCCUCCACAUUCUUCUCAUUUAUAAAGUGCUUUAAAAGCCCAAACAUUACAGCUAACAGCUGGAUUUUCCCGUUUGAGUGCGGCUAGCCAAACAACGAGGGGCCACUUACUGCUAAAGAGACAGAAAGUGACAGUGGACAGUAUAUCCUAGGGUUUAACAUCAAACUCAUUGUUGCAGCCAAGGACAGCCCAGAAGUCAUCCCUUUAAACUGAUUUUUAGUUUUAGUGUUGUUAUUUUUCUCUCAGUUAUUGAUUCUGUUAGUAGUUAAUGUGGCAGGAUGAAUGUUAUUCCUCGGUUCAACCCACUUUCAGCCUGGCGCAUUAGGGGGCGCUAGUAUAAAUAGUGGCCAUUUGAGCAUUCCUGGAUCGCUUACCUGUGAUCUCCUUUUUGAUCACCUGACUUCCCUUGGUGUUGCAGAGAUCCUCUGCGGGUUACCCUUCUGAAGCCUCCAUCGCAGCUGGUAGGUGUGUUUACUCAGUGUAGUGCGUAUAUUACCUUACUGGGUGGUAAACAGAUAUUGUUUUUAGGUCGUAGCUGUAGAAGCCUCCUAUGAGCCACUCUGCUCAUGAUUCAUGACGCUGUUUACUCGAUGCGGAGCGCCGACGUGGAGGAGACUAGGGUGCUUUGGUCGUGGGAUCCUUUGAGUGUACACACCUGCCUUGUUUAGUUUAUUAGUGUGAGUGUGUGAUAGUGUGCUGCACUUGUUUUCUUUUCUUUUUUUUAGUUUGUGCGUGGCAUCCCUGCCCCUCCACUGGUAAGCCUCAGCUCUGAAUACCUCUUUUAAGCAUAUUUGUACAUUGAUAUUUAUGAUUGUGCUUUUAUACGUUGUUUUAAAUAAUUAUUAAUAAAUUGUUAAACUGUUUUAUCAUUGAACCUCGUCUCUGUACUGAGUAUAGCGAACCUAAGUGCCUUUUUGGUGAUUUAGUGUUACUUCCAGUAUUCUCUGGGUGAAAUUCCCAGGGUGGCGUUGUCUUUUAAACUGUGAAGAGUAUUUACUUUAUUCCCACCUCGUGCUGCCACAUUAACUAACAUAAACUAAUGUAAUGCUAUUGGCAGUCUAAUGACAGCAACUGUCAUGUUACGUACUGACAGAAGAUAGCGCUAAACAUGUUUUUAAAACUUUGAGUACUUAAUUCCUAAAUCCAGGUACACAGUGUAACAACCGUUGUUGCGGCAUAGCACCACUAGGGGAUGUCUUUCCACUUGUGGUAGGAGAGGAGACCCCUAGAGAGUGUGCGGCCCAUAGCCAUUAGAGACAAGCAUGUUGCUGUCUCCUCACCUGUGAGUGAGGAAGACCUUACCCUUGUAACAGUAUAACUCAGGUACCUGUGUUCAGGACAUCUAGACCAGCUAUAGUACUGCCUCGGAGACCUGGCUAGUAUAGUCUUGUUAGUUAUUGGUACCUGACUAGCCUCUGAGUGGUCUGAUUAACUUCCUGGUGCACACCCGCUAGCCCUGCUUGCCGCUCUACACCCAAGAGAUCACUGUUACUACAGACAGUGUUACAUCUAUGUCAGUUUUUGAGAGCAGGGUGUUGCUGCAUCAGAAGGCGAUAUGGCAGGUGAUGGUUGCUCAUGUGGCAGAUGUGGCCAAACCAUUGCAGUCGUCCCUUCUGGAUCAGCUCUUCCUGGCUUCCUGGUGACAUUGGGCUGCUGGUGACAUUGACUACGUAUCACGCUGUUGCUGAGAUGGUCACAGAGGGACAAUUGGAGAAUCUGACGCAAACAGCGCAUUUGGAAGACCUCGAGUUUGUUGAGGUCGUGCUUGAGGAUGACCCAGACCGCAGAUCCAUAGAGAAGAAUGGGCAAUACCAGUGUGCAUUACAGGCAGAUUUUGGUGAUGAGGGUGACGUUUGUGUUCUUCCAGAUUCACCAUCGGAGGGAGGCAAAAGCCGCCAAUUGACCGAUUCUUGACUGUAUUUCAGCUAUUGAUGCCACUUUCUUUUCUUGCACCAGUGAGCCGAAGUAUUUGGAUUCCUGCGCUUGUUCAAUUUUCACGCCUUUGAGAUGCACGGUGCCUGGCGACCCGUCAGUAGUAAGGUCUUCUCGAAACUGAUCUGGUGGCCAUAUGGUUGAGCAAAUUGGGCGACGUCGUGAAGGAUGCUUUCCUCUGCAAUUUUUUGCUCUUCUUCAUCCACUUCAUCUAGAUCAGCUAGUAGGGCAAAACAAUUCAACAAAGCAAGUUGGAAUUCUUGGCGGCGUCCAUUGUCUGUGAGCUGUUUCCUGUCCAGCCUGGGCGACCUAGGUGACGUCCACUUAGCGUGCUGGAGUUUCAAGGUAGUGAUCGGAGCCACAGUCUAAAUGAGGACAACCAUCUGGGUUUUUAUCAGGAUGCAGCAACAGAGAGCAGAGUGCUCUAAACAUAGUUGUGUGUCCAUGAAAAGUGAGCAGUCUAUGGAUAAACCUGCUGUGUUUAAAGAUGAACAACAUCCCGAUGUACGACUUCUGCAGAAGAGCUCAAAUGUUUCCGGGGAUCUGUCUGCUUUGGGGGAGCGUAAACAGUUAAAUACCAUAUUUUGGAUGCUCAAGUCAGAAAUUUUUACUUUCAUUCGGAAAGAGCUAGAGAAGAUGCAAAAGCUUCUGAGCUCAGAUUGUCCAGAACACUUUGAAAAUCAGUUGAAGGAUGGGGAUUUCUUGGAGGAUGAGGACGAGGAGAGCAGCAGCACCAGAGAUGCAUUUUUGAGGAUCACAACGCACUUUCUGAGGAGAAUGAAACAGGAGCAGUUGGCUGACUGUCUACAGAAUAAAACUUUGACUGCAGUUUGUCAGCGUAAACUUAAAUCUAAGCUGAAAAAGAAAUUCCAGUGUGUAUUUGAAGGGAUUGCUAAACCAGGAAACUCAACCCUUCUGAAUCAGAUCUACACAGAGCUCUACAUCACAGAGGGAGGGACUGCAGAGGUCAACGAUGAACAUGAGGUCAGACAGAUUGAUUUGGCCUCCAGGAAACAAGACAGACCAGAAACAACAAUCAGACAAGAAGAUUUUUUUAAAGCCUCAACUGGAAGAGAUAAACCAAUUAGAACAUUUCUUACAAAGGGAGUUGCUGGCAUUGGUAAAACAGUAUUAACACAGAAGUUCACUCUGGAUUGGGCAGAAGAGAAAGCCAACCAGGACAUCCAGUUCACAUUUCCAAUCACUUUUAGGGAGCUAAAUGUGCUGAAAGAGAAGCAAUUUAGCUUGGUGGAACUUGUUCAUCACUUCUUUGCUGAAACCAAAGAAGCAGGAAUCUGCAGCUUUGAAGAUUUCAAGAUUGUAUUUAUCUUUGAUGGUCUGGAUGAGUGUCGACUUCCUCUGGACUUCCACAACACUGAAAUCCUAACUGACCCUAGAAAGUCCGCUUCAAUGGAUGUGCUGCUGACAAACCUCUUUAGGGGGAACCUCCUACCUAAUGCUCACCUCUGGAUAACCACACGACCUGCUGCAACCAGUCAGAUCCCUCCUAGGUGUGUUGACAUAGUAACAGAGGUCAGAGGGUUCACUGACCCACAGAAAGAGGAGUAUUUCAGGAAGAGAUUCAAAGAUGAGGAGCAGGCCAGCAGGAUCAUCUCUCACAUCAAGACAUCACGGAGCCUCCACAUCAUGUGCCACAUCCCAGUCUUCUGCUGGAUCACUGCUACAGUUCUGGAGGAUGCACUAAAAACCAGAGAGGGAGGAGAGCUGCCGAAGACCCUGACUGAUAUGUACAUCCACUUCCUGGUGGUUCAGGCCAAAGUGAAGAAGGUCAAGUAUGAUGAAGGGGGUGAAACAGAUCCACACUGGAAUCCAAAGACCACAGCAAUCAUUGAGGCUCUGGGAAAACUGGCAUUUGAACAGCUGCAGAAAGGAAACUUGAUCUUCUAUGAAUCAGACCUGAGAGAGUGUGGAAUUGACAUCAGAACAGCUUCAGUUUACUCAGGAGUGUUCACACAGAUCUUUAAAGAAGAGAGAGGACUGUACCAAGACAAGGUUUUCUGCUUCAUCCAUCUGAGCAUUCAGGAGUUUCUGGCUGCUCUUCAUGUCCAUCUGACUUUCUUCAACACUGGAGUCAAUCUGUUGCAAGAUCAAGAAACAACCUCCAAUACGUCUGAAAUAAGAGAAUGUACAGAGACGCACUUCUACCAAAGUACUGUUGACAAGGCCUUACUGAGUCCAAACGGACACCUGGACCUGUUUCUCCGCUUCCUCCUGGGUCUUUCCCUGCAGACCAAUCAGGCUCUCCUACAAGACCUCCCAACACAGACAGGAUGUAGUUUACAGACCAAUCAGAAGGUGGUCCAGUAUAUCAAGGAGAAGCUCUGUGAGAAUCUGUCUGCAGAAAGAAUCAUCAAUAUGUUCCACUGUCUGAAUGAACUGAAUGAUCAUUCUCUAGUGGAGGACAUCCAACAGUCCCUGAGUUCAGGAAGUCUUUCCACAGAUAAAUUGUCUCCUGCUCAGUGGUCAGCUCUGGCCUUCAUCUUGCUGUCAUCAAAAAAAAAGCUGGAUGUGUUCGACCUAAAGAAAUACUCUGCAUCAGAGGAAGCUCUUCUGAGGCUCCUGCCAGUGGCCAAAGCCUCCAUCAAAGCUGUGAUGAAUGGCUAUAACUUGACAGAGAGAAGCUGUGAAGCUCUGUCCUCAGUUCUCACCUCCCAGUCCUCCAGUCUGAGAGAGCUGGACCUGAGUAACACCACCCUGCAGGAUUCAGGAAUGAAGCUUCUGUCUGAGGGACUGAAAAGUCCAAACUGUUCACUGGAAACUCUCAGACUGAAUGGCUGUAACUUGACAGAGAGAAGCUGUGAAGCUUUGUCCUCAGUUUUCACCUCCCAGUCCUCCAGUCUGAGAGAGCUGGACCUGAGUAACACCACCCUGCAGGAUUUAGGAAUGAAGCUUUUGUCUGAGGGAUUGAAAAGUCCAAACUGUUCACUGGAAACUCUCAGAAUGAAGCCUGCUGAAGUUCAAUGGUUGAGACCAGGUCUGAGGAAGUAUUCCUGUGAACUCACACUUGACACAAACACAGUAAAUGGAAAUCUCAAACUGUCUGAUAACAACAGAAUGGUGACGUAUAUGUAUAAGGAUCAGUCAUAUCCUGAUCAUCCAGACAGAUUUGGCCACUGGCCUCAGCUGCUAUGUAGAAAUGGUCUGACUGGCCGUUGUUACUGGGAGGUUAAGUGGAGAGGAGAUGUUCAUAUAUCAGUGAGUUACAAAGGAAUUGGAAGAAGAAGAGACACGGACUGUUUGUUUGGAAGGAAUGAUCAGUCCUGGAGUUUGCGAUGCUGUGAUGGUUAUUCCGCCUGGCACAAUGGGAAAGAAACAGUCAUUUCCUCCUCCUACUCUAUCCCUGACAGAGUAGCAGUGUAUGUGGACUGUCCUGCUGGCACUCUGUCCUUCUUCAGAGUUUCAUCUGGCACUCUUAUCCACCUUCACACCUUCAACACCACAUUCACUCAACCUCUUUAUGCUGGAUUUGGGUUUGGGUGGUCUGGUUGGUGCCUCAGUUUCUUUGGUCUCAUAGAGGAAUGACACUUUUGUCAGUUCAAUUUGUAAGUGAUCAUACAGCUAAUUCCACAUAGCUGUGUCUAAUUCCACUCUGCAUCUAAGUUGUACUUCUCUCAAGACAAAGAAGGCAAAAUGGCACCUGUGUUUGGCUGUGCCGCUGCCUUUGUCCAUGUGUUUGUUUACUUUACAUGUUGUGCAAGUGUUUUUGCUACAGUUUUGUCCGGCGUCAUCUCCCUUGGGAUUUAUGAUCGUCAUGUGUUAUUAGCGAUCAAAUUUGCUAUGGAUAAUCUUCAGAGUCAACGAAACAAGGUUGUUUUCCCACCACCGUUUGAGCGCGGCGCACCACCCAGUUUACCUCCAUUCUUGUCGGUCAGCUCAUUUUUGCUUCAGAGGCCUCAUCGGAGGAAGCGGGGGAAGAGAGACUGCUUUCUUGUGCUGCUUUGUUGGCUUCGGAGAGAAGUGGACCUUCGGGGGCUUUAUUCCUGGGCUACUGCCGGUAAUAUACACCUAAGACUUGUCGGAGCUGGAUUAAUCCCCACAACCCCCUGUGUUUACCACCCGAGCUGUCAUCUGAAAGCAUGGAAAGCCACGGCUCAUCGCAGCAGGAACCCUGAUUUGCUGUGCGGUUUACCUCAUAGCGCAGACUCUCUUCCAGGCCACCCUACACCUGUCCCGGUGGGUCGCAAUGUUAAAAUGAUGUUAAUUAAUGCCCGGUCAAUUGCCAACAAGUCUUAUAUCUUAAAUGACUUCUUCUGUGCAGAGAAGCUUGAUUUUAUGUUUAUCUCUGAGACAUGGCAGCGUGAGAAUGAAGUCUCACAUCUUUUAGAGCUAUGUCCCGCAGGCUGUUCAUUUCUCUGUGCACCUCGGAUAUCUGGACGAGGACGUGGAACAGCUUUAAUCUUUAAAAAGAAAUUUUUAUGCCAGAUGAUCUCUUCAAGCUGCUACAACCCUUUUGAGAUGAUUAUGAUAAAAAUUGGAAGAGAUCAGCAUAUGUACGGUAUCGUAAUUUAUCGUCCACCUGGCUCUGCUGCGUCUUUUCUGUCAGACUUGCAAGAAUUUUUAACUUCCACUAUUAAAAUGUGCAAGGUAUUGUUGGUGACUUCAACAUUAAUGCAGAACACUCAUCAAAUAGUACCACUAAGGAGUUCCAGAGCAUCAUGGACUCUUUUAAUUUUGUUCAGCAUGUAUCAGGUCCUACUCAUACUGCUGGGCAUACUCCGGACUUGAUCUUCACUUAUGGUGUUUCCCUUGAACACUUGAACUUAAAUGACUGAUGGUUUUUAGUGAACAUAAGUCAUUCUCUUUUAAUGUAUCUGUCAACUCAGUCUCUUCCCCAAGGUUUUAUUAUUGAUGACUCGAUCAUUUCUAAGUUUUGUCUUUUUAAUUUUAAAACUUCUUCUGACGAUAUUGAGCUCCUUAUUAAGUCUUUUAAUGAACACGGUCUUGCCACUGUCAAUCAGGUUACUCCUUUCAAAACUGGGCAUUGCUCUGUUAGUUCCUGCGCACCCUGGUUAAAUAAUCAAACUUGUGGUCUUCAACGCGUAUGUGGCGUCCAUCGUGAACACUUCAAAGAACUUCUUCACUUAUAUAAUGAGUCAGUGAAAGAGGUUAGAUCCUCUUAUUUCAAUAAUCUUAUAAAUCGUCAUAAGAAUAACCCAAGAAUUCUAUUUGAUACCAUCAACAGUAUUGUUUCUCCUCCAACUCAGCAUGCUGUGUUACUUUCUGAUGAAGAUUGUAAUACUUUUCUCAACCACUUUGUAAAUAAGGUGAUGGACUUGAGACCCAAGUGCCUCCCCUUAUGAUGCUCCUUGGUGUCCUGGGUCAUUUACUUCUUUUUCUUGAAUCACAUUUAAUGAUUUAAUUACAGUAAUAGGUAAAAUGAAAUCCUCAUCAUGCUCUUUAGAUAUAUUGCCUCCCUCUGUCCUGUCUGUGACUUUCACCAGCAUCGCUCCCACAUUGCUAUCCAUCAUCAACAGUUCACUGAGGCAAGAUUGUGUUCCAUCCUAUUUUAAACAUGCCGAGGUAACUCCUCUAUUGAAAAAAUAGAAUCUAUAUCCUAGCUCUACUAGUAAUUACCGGCCUAUGUCAAAAUAGCCAUUUAUAAGCAAAUUACUAGAAAAAAUUGUAGAAAAUCAGUUCAGGUCCUUACUAUGCAGAUUACAGAUUGCUGACCCUUUUCAGUCUGGCUUUCAAAAGCAGCACUCCACUGAGACCGCUCUCUUAACUAAGGGUCUAUAAUGACCUAUUAAUGGCUUCUGAUGCAGGGAAUUGUUCUGUGGUCAUUUUGCUUGAUCUCAGCACAGCCUUCGAUACCAUUGACCAUAAAAUCCUAUUUAACAGGCUAAAAGUUUUGCUGGUAUAUCUGGCUCUGCCUUAGACUGGUUUUCUUCCUACUUAUCAGUAAGGACCUUUUCUGUUAGGACUGACAGGUUCACCUCUGACAUUGCCCCCUUAACCUGCAGGGUUCCACAGGGUUCAGUUUUGGGUCCAUUAUUAUUUUCUUUUUACAUCUUUCUUUUUGCUGGCAUUAUUCAGUCUUUUAGUGACAUUUCUUAUCAUUUCUAUGCCGAUGACAUUCAGCUGCAUAUGUCCUUUAAGCCUCAUCAGCUCGAUAGGCUGUCCAUCCUAGUCCAGUGCUUAACUCUGGUUUCUGAUAGACUUUCUAGCAACUACCUUGUUUUAAACACGAACAAGACCGAGACUAUGAUCAUAGCUCCUCCUGAACUACAUUCUGAAAUCAGUCAGGUUCUUGCCUCUUUCUGUCCUCCUUCAAAAUCUUGGAGUAAUAUUUGAUUCUUCUCUGGGGCUUGACUCGCAUGUAAAAUCUUUGCCUGGUUCAUGUUUCUUUCAUUUAAGGAACAUUUCUAAACUACGAAAAAUGGUCUCCUUAACUGAACUGGAAUAAAUUGCUCUUGCAUUUGUGUCAUCACGUUUAGAUUAUUGUAAUGCCCUGUUUACCAGCUUGGACAAAUCAUUUCUUUCUCGCCUCCAAGCUAUACAAAAUGCAGCAGCCAGACUACUAACUCAUUCUAGCAAGCGUGCUCACAUUACUCCUAUUUUAUAUUCUUCACAUUGGCUCCCAAUAGAUUUUAGAAUCCGUUUUAAAAUUCUUUUUUUCACAUACAGAGCACUGAAUGGCCAGGUUAUUUGGCCAUGGUCAGAUUAUUUAUCAGAGCUUCUUACAAAAUACACUGCUGCUCAUUGUCUCCACUCAUAGACUCAGAGUUUUUUGUUUUUUGCCCAUACACUACUGAAGACGAAAGGGGACAGAGCCUUUCAGUCUGUGGCACCAAUGCUGUGUAACAGUGUACGACCACAACUACACUUUGGUUGACUCUGUGGAAUCCAUUAAAAAACAGUCAAAACUUUUCUGUUUAAACAAAGCUUCUGUUGAUAAAUGUUCUUUUUUUUAAAACUUUUUGUAUUAUUUAGAUUGUCUAUUUUGUUACUUAACGUUCUGUUUAUUUUAACUUUCGUGUACAGCGAUUUGUGACUGCCUGUCUAUGAAAAGCGCUUAAUAAAUAAACUUUACUUACUUACUUACUUACACAUGCCAUAUUAAUGCUGUAAAUAAAUGCUGUAAAUACAGUUUACAGCAGUGUAAAUACAAUUUAAAUAUCAGAAAAUCAGAGCCGCUUCAUGAAAGGCUGAAACUCUUUCUCUAACAUUCACUCUCUUAAAGUGUUUCCUCAACACUGUUCUGCACCUGUAGCAUUCAGCUUUUUAUUCUUAGAUUUAAAGAGAGACUUUGAAGUACAGUCAAAUUGUCUUAAAUUGUCCACUAUUCUCUAACUGUAAUUUUGUUAAAGCCAGACAUCUUCAAGUUCAAAUAAGGUAAAAUUUUCACAAUUCCCUUUUGUCUUUACAACUAUGCUUAAAAUUCUACUGCCUUUGUUUGUAUUAGCAACAUUUAUUUUAUUAUGGCUUUGUUAUGUUCAUUAGAGUAGCAGGUUAUAGCCAUUUAAAUACAUAACAAUUUGAAUACAUAUGCAAUCUUCUAGUUAAAAAAAAGUUUGAAAACAAAAUAAGCUUUUUUUCACUUUAUUUUUAUUACUAAACAUUAAAACACAUUUUAUUAAUCAAUUAAAUUAAUGGACUAUUUAGACAUAAAUAAAUACAAAAAAAACUAUACUUAAAAUGUCUAAGUGCAUGCUCAAUCAUCCAGGUAAGGAAAUAUAUAAGGGUAUACUUAAAAUAAUGUGAAGUAUAUUGAAAUGUGUUUUAACAGAAGAAAUAACAAAACCUGCACUUUGCAUUUCUUUUUACUACCCUACAAACUAAAAGUACAUGUCAUGGUCCUGAGUCAGGUUACUGUGUUUAAGUUUUGUUUAUUCGGUGUUCUGGGAUUUUGUGGGGAUUUUCAUGGUUUUGUCUUUUGUAUUUCAUGUCCCUUAGUUAUUCUUUAGCACCUCUGUGAUUUUCCAGCCUUUAGGUUUUGUCUCUGUGCCUCCCUUGUUCCUUGUGUUGUCUUGUGUUCCUGGUUCGAUGUUUGUGUUGUUUCCUGUUUUACAUUGAAAGUCCCAUGUCCUAUCGCAGUGUGUCUAGUUUUGCUUCCCUUUGUAAUGUUAUGUCUAAUUAAUCAGAGUUGUGUUUCCCUCCUGUUUCCCAUUCCCUCAUUACUCCACUGUAUUAUUAAGCCCUGUGUUUUCCUUUGUCCUUUGUCGUGUCGUACCUCCUCAUGUGUUUAAGUCUCCCCAUGUUCUAGUUUCAGUCCUGUGUUUCUAGUUUUCUGGUGGUUCAUUCCUAGUUCUUAUGUUCAGGGGUUUAUUUUAUUUUUUGUAAGUUUUGGGUUAUGGACUAUUCGCCCAGCAAUAAUGCUGUUGCUUUAAGUUCACCUUUUUGCGUUCGAGUCCUGUAUUUGGGUCUGUCAUCCUGCCUGCCACACAGCCUCACAUGAGUACAUCGAAAAAGAAUAAAGACAAUAAAUUCAAAACAUAAAAAGGAAAAAAUUCCCUUUUAACAGGAAGAAGCCUCUGGUAGAACCAGGCUCUACUUUUAAAAACUCUUUUUUUGUCAUAUAAUCAAGAUUACAAAGUAGUCCAAAGUGACUGCAUCUGAUUUUGCUUUAAAGUGGUGUGAUGACCCCUAGGCACUAAGUGUUUGGCAUUUUGUGUUGUAGUUUGGGCACUUUUUGAGGUAACUAGCUGAGCUACACCUGGGCUAGGGGUGGGUGAUAUAUCAAAUAUACUCGAUGUAUCGCAAGUUUUUCCACGUACGAUGCCUUCAUUGUAACUAUUGAGUAGAAGUUGCCAUGGGAAUAUUAAGCCGUCUGCGCAUAAUUCACUGAGUUAUUUUUUUUUUCCCCACACGUGGCGAAUGCAUCAUUAAUCCCCCAUUCACAACUGGAGAAUUUUCUACCCAGCACACUGCACUGAGCAUGCAUGUUUGUAUGCGACCAGAUAGGGAAAAAUAUGGUGACAGUGAGAGUUUCAGAUGAGCGAGGGAAUGAGAGAUGUUGUUUGGAUUUCAUGAGGAGUGUAUCACACAAAAUGUGGUAAUUUGCAAUACAUGCCGUAAAAGUAUUGCCGCUAAGGUAGCAGUACCAUGGGUUUAUUCCACCAGCUGAAAAAUCAUCUACUGCCAAAUGAAGACUUUUUAAAACUCUGCAUGUCAGGGUUUUCCCACAUACCAAAGAAAACAUUAUAUAAACCAGCUGUGAUACCUGUGACUGUUCUUGGUCAGUUGUUUUUAUAGUCACUUUGUAAUUUGAGGUCAACGCAUUUUUUAUUUCACCAUUAUGUUUUGUUAGCACAAAAGAGGGUGUUUUUUUUUUUUUUUUAUUUUAAUUGUUAUGCCUCGUGAAUUAUUGCUUGAUGUAUUGCUAUGAUUUUUUGUUUCUUAAAGGUCUAGUGUUUAUCACGGAGAAAGGCUUACUCUCACAUUAUCGUCAUUUGUGAAAAGCCUCUGUGUGCAAUUGGUGGUCAAAUAAAACAUUUCAAUAAA
Messenger RNA from Oreochromis aureus, 11620 nucleotides. RefSeq names its product NLR family CARD domain-containing protein 3-like. Gene Ontology annotation, molecular function: protein binding. Lineage: Eukaryota; Metazoa; Chordata; Actinopteri; Cichliformes; Cichlidae. The transcript has 10 exons. The record is from RefSeq and is a predicted model, not a curated record. Bases 2528 to 5701 code for a protein of 1057 amino acids.